AUGGCCCGUUGUAUCGAAGGAAAACCAAAAAUGACAUGGAGAACAAGAAUUUGUUACGGGGUUGGCCAUAUUCUAAAUGACUUGUGUGCCUCAAUGUGGUUUACCUACUUGCUAGUCUACCUUCACAAGGUCGUAGAAUUCUCAAACGUGGCUGCAGGAACUUUGCUGUUGAUUGGACAAAUCGCCGAUGCCCUCGCCACGCCUUUCGUUGGAAUAGAAUCCGAUAAAACUGGGGACUGCAGAUAUGGCCGAAGAAAAAUCUGGCACCUUGUUGGAGUUUCGUGCGUGGCGUGUUCAUUUCCGUUCGUUUUCAAUCUGUGCAUUGGCUGCGAGAACUCAUCGACCUGGGCGCUAUUUAUUUACUAUGUUCCAUUUAUUGUGAUUUUCCAGUUUGGCUGGGCAUCUACGCAAAUUUCUCAUUUAAGCUUGAUUCCAGAACUUACUGAUAAAGAAAAUGAGAAAGUCACCCUAAAUGCUAUUAGGUAA
Messenger RNA from Porites evermanni, 486 nucleotides. The record is from the annotation of a GenBank genome assembly. NCBI's taxonomy places the organism in Eukaryota, Metazoa, Cnidaria, Anthozoa, Scleractinia, Poritidae.